This is a messenger RNA of Entrophospora sp. SA101, 1335 nucleotides long. The record is from the annotation of a GenBank genome assembly. Lineage: Eukaryota; Fungi; Glomeromycota; Glomeromycetes; Entrophosporales; Entrophosporaceae.
AUGUUAAAAAAAGAACCUGAAUUUAUUCCAAGUCCUGAUAGUUUAAAGAAUUGGCUCCAACAACCACCUGAUAGCCCAAUUAAAGUUACACCAGCAAUAUAUGAUUCUUGCUUUCGCUCAAAAGUUAAUCCAAAUUUUCUGAACAAAAUCUUUGUCAGUUCUCCUAAUGCUUCUAUAAAACUAUGGAUUGAAUUUAUCAAUGGCAUUGUUACCUUACUUCAACCAAGUUUCACUGAAGAUUCAUAUCAUCCACUUUGGCAACAAGCCAUAUAUAUCCCCAUUAAACUUGGAUGUCCAGAUGGAGCUUACAAUCGAAAUUCAUCUUAUAAUACAUCAACAAGACAACUUCAUCCUGAUUUUUCCUUUUUGGUAUCAAAUGCUUGUCUAUUUAGGGGUGAAGAAAAAGCACCCAGUAAUGCAGAGGAUCCCGCAAAUGAACUCACUUCUAAAUUAAUAUGGAUAUAUGGAGAGUGUCCAUAUAUCUUUGGCUAUUAUGCAGUUGGGUUCAUGGUUACAUUUUGUUAUUUGCAGAAAGGUAGAGAUUCAAUUGAACGAAUAGACCUCAAAACAUGUAAUUUAGAAAAACUGGAUGGACGAAUUGAAGCAUUCCUUAUUGGAAGAAAUAUUGGGCAUUUAUUGCCUCUACUUCGAAAAACUAUUCCAGACUCCCUUCAAGAAUUCACCAUCAUUCAUCGGGAUAAUGGUAAAAUAAUUGAAUUAAUGCAGAAUGUAGUUAUAAAGCAUUAUAAAUCAGCAGAAUUAGUGGGACAUAUUGUGAACUUGUAUGAUAAAAUGAAAUCUCAUCAUAUUCCUUUUAUUGAUUCUUUGAUUAAAGUUAAAAUUGAAGAACAAUCAGUCCCAUUUGUUAUUCUAUCACCCAAAGGUAUACAUUAUAAACCACAAUCAGAGAAACAACUAGUUAUGGCAUUGCAUUGUGCAUUGACUGCAGUUGAGGCAUUUCAUGGAUUGAAUAUCAUGCAUAGAGAUAUUCGCUGGGAGAAUCUAAUGAAGUAUACUGAUAAGGACAGAUGGUUUAUAAUUGACUUUGAUGAGGCAUGUGAUUCUCCUUCAAGUGUUCCUUAUAUGCAACUAGAUAGGAGAAGCCAUGCACCUGAAAUUUUUAGUGGGAAUCAUGACAAAAGUGUUGAUAUUUGGUCUAUUGGACACCUGAUAUUAGAAACUUCUAUAAAAUCAGAACUAUUAACUGAAUAUGCAGAAAGAAGUUUGAUGUUAAAGGAUUCUAAAAAGAGACCAACAGCUAAAGAGGCUUUAGAAUGGCUAUGUAACAGAUAUAAAGAUAUUCUGCAAACAGAAUUUUUGAUUAGCAAAUAUUAA